UUUGCCCUCCUUCCUCAUUUUCAAGGCAAUUUAUACUUUCGGCUGGCUGGACAUUUCUUCAGAUUGAUUCUCUAAAGGAGCCGAGACAUUUGCCCAAAGAGGAUGGCUGACAAUCAAGAAGAUGCUCCCCUGGCCAGAGGAAGUGUUUCAGGGAGCCAUGAAGUCCUUGUUAAUGCAGGGCCAAGAGGAGGCUCCAACAGCCGUGCGGCAAAGGUCGCUGCUCUGACCACCCUGGCCUGCCUGCUGCUGGCCAGCCAGGUCUUCACUGCCUACAUGCUAUUUGACCAGAAGCAGCAGAUCCACACACUGCAGAAGACCUCUGAGCGGAUGGGCAAGCUGAUGACUCGCACAUCCCAAGUUGCUGCCCCAGCAAGGAUGGCCAUGCCUAUGAACAGCCUCCCUCUGCAGAUGGACUUCACAGAGGAAGACUCCAAAACCGAGAAGUCCCAGCAGAACCCUGAAGGCUCCACCCCUCAGCCAGCCUCUCUGAUCCAGACCAAAUGCCAGACAGAGGCAGCACCUGGAGUGGGUAAGAUUGGAGCAUACAAGCCCCAGUGCGAUGAGCAGGGCCGCUACAAGCCCAUGCAGUGCUGGCACGCCACCGGCUUCUGCUGGUGCGUGGACCAGGCCGGCAACCCCAUCCAGGGCACAACAGUCCGCGGCCGUCCAGACUGUAACAGAGGCACAGGAUUUCGCCGCAUGAUGGUUGCACCAAGGAUGAUGCAGAAGACCUACACUGAGGAGGAAUUGGCAAAUUAGAAGAAUCCAGAAGCAAAUAGUCCCUUUCUUUAACUAUCUUUGCAGACCCGUGAAACUGGUUAUUUAAAAUUACUUGCUGUCCAAUUUGUAGCAGUUUAGCUUCACAAUGAGCUUCACUUCCAUGUAAUCACUUCAUGCUUUUCAUUUUUCUAACUGCUUGGAAUCAAAUCAGUAAUAGGGUCUGUUACAUUAAUGCCUUUAAUGUCUUUUUUUUUGGGUGUUUUGAUCUACAGAACAUAAAAUUCAUCAAACCCUGUGAGAUUUUAUUAUGUAUGUGUUUGUGACGGAGGCUCGAAUGGUCGGUUCACCCAAAUUACAAAACAAAUGAAUACGUUUGAGGCAUAUUUCCAGUUUCACCUGCCUGAUUUUUAGUCUUAUUGAGGUUUUUGAUCUGACAAAAGGGUUUUAGUUCUCAUAAUUUUGGUGAACCUGCCAUUUAAAGGAUGGAGACUUUAUGAGGAACUGUUGAUAUUCCUUAAAGUAUGUGGUAAGAUGGGAAAUAAAGAUUUUUCUUUACAACAAUCA
This is a messenger RNA of Cyprinodon variegatus (sheepshead minnow), 1284 nucleotides long. RefSeq names its product CD74 molecule (gene cd74a). Lineage: Eukaryota; Metazoa; Chordata; Actinopteri; Cyprinodontiformes; Cyprinodontidae. The record is from RefSeq and is a predicted model, not a curated record. The transcript has 6 exons. Gene Ontology annotation, cellular component: membrane. Gene Ontology annotation, molecular function: MHC class II protein binding; macrophage migration inhibitory factor binding. The coding region runs from base 103 to 759 and encodes 218 amino acids. Gene Ontology annotation, biological process: immune response; antigen processing and presentation; intracellular protein transport.